UUGCUCUUCUCCGUUAUAUCCUGGUUGUUCUGCUGUUCGUUAUCGUUAUGAUUUAGUCACUUCUGUGUUAAUUGAUAUAUUCCGAUAUUUUUGUAUUUGUGUAGCCCUCUGAAAGGAAAUAGUAAGGUAUAUGUUGAUAUCAAGCCCGUUUUAUCACCGGCUGCACUUGAGGACGACAUAGGCGGUGGACAGGCGAACUGUCGUAGGAGCCGACCAGUCGAUUUGUGAGCGGAGGCGCGAGAACCGAAGACAGUGAGAGAGAGAGAGAGAGAGAGAGAAAGAGCGGCGGAGAGCUUGUGCGCGUGUGCGCGCCAGUCAGGAAUUUCCUUCUCCUCCUGAGACACCUGACAAGAAUACUAAGGAGAGCGCCGGUGCCGCUAUAUACUUAGGUGCAGACAGAGAGAAAGUAACAGGCAACAUAGCUUUCUCAAACAUGGACAUUAAGGACCAAGGAGCGCAAAUGGAGCCGCUGCUUCCCACGGUACUUAACCCGAAUAUUGGGAGCAAGAGUGUGAGGAAUGAUGAGGAGGCUGUGGUUGACAGAGGCGGCACUCGUUCAAUUCUGAAGACGCAUUUUGAAAAAGAAGAACUGGAAGGGCACCGGACAUUGUAUAUUGGAGUUCAUGUGCCACUUGGUGGAAGAAAAAGCCAUAGAAGACAUAGACAUCGUGGGCAUAAACACCGGAAACGAGACAAAGAACGAGAUUCGAGUGCUGAGGAUGGAAGAGAAUCUCCAGCCUACGAUACACCCUCCCAGAGAGUGCAGUUUAUUUUGGGAACAGAAGAUGAUGAUGAAGAACAUAUCCCCCAUGACCUUUUUACUGAACUGGAUGAAAUCUGUGUUCGUGAAGGAGAAGAUGCAGAGUGGAGAGAAACUGCCAGGUGGCUUAAGUUUGAGGAGGAUGUUGAAGAUGGUGGUGAGAGAUGGAGCAAACCAUAUGUGGCUACACUGUCCCUUCACAGCUUGUUUGAACUGAGAAGUUGCAUCCUAAAUGGAACGGUACUGCUUGACAUGAGAGCAAAUUCUCUUGAAGAAAUUGCAGAUAUGAUCCUGGAUCAGCAGGAAGUUUCCGGUCAAUUGGAUGAAGAAGUACGAAGGAAAAUACGGGAGGCUCUUCUAAAACAGCAUCAUCAUCAGAACCAGAAGAAACUCAGCAACAGGAUCCCAAUUGUUCGAUCUUUCGCAGACAUUGGCAAAAAACAGUCAGAGCCUGGUUCUAUGGACAAGAAUGGUCAAAUGGCUCCCCAACAGCCAGUGCCACCCAACCCAGAAACUAAAGGGGAUGUUAGCAGAGAGAACAGCACUGUGGACUUUAGUAAGGUUGACUUACAUUUCAUGAAAAAGAUUCCACCAGGAGCAGAGGCAUCCAAUAUUUUAGUUGGAGAACUGGACUUUUUAGAUCGGCCUGUGGUUGCUUUUGUCCGCUUGUCUCCUGCUGUUCUUCUUUCAGGACUGGCUGAGGUCCCAAUACCAACAAGGUUCUUGUUCAUCCUACUUGGACCAAUGGGGAAAGGACAACAGUACCAUGAGAUUGGCAGGUCAAUUGCAACGUUGAUGACAGAUGAGGUGUUUCAUGAUGUAGCCUACAAAGCAAAAGACAGAAGUGAUCUGGUUGCAGGAAUUGAUGAGUUUCUCGAUCAAGUGAUGGUACUUCCACCCGGAGAGUGGGACCCUUCAAUCAGAAUAGAGCCACCAAAAAAUGUCCCUUCUCAGGAGAAGCGUAAGAUGCCUGGAGUGCCAAAUGGUAUGGCAGGACAUGGCGAGACAGCAGAACCUGGGGGGCAUGAAGGCCCUGAGCUGCAGCGAACAGGAAGGGUUUUUGGUGGCUUUUUCCAGGAUAUCAAAAGAAAAGCUCCACAUUAUCUAUCGGACUACACAGAUGCCAUCAGUCUGCAGUGUCUGGCGUCGUUCCUGUUUCUGUACUGUGCGUGCAUGUCACCUGUUAUCACAUUUGGCGGGCUGCUGGGAGAAGCCACUGAAGGUCGUAUAAGUGCUAUAGAGUCACUAUUUGGAGCCUCCAUGACUGGAAUUGCCUAUUCACUAUUCGCAGGACAGCCGCUCACUAUUUUAGGAAGCACAGGACCAGUGCUUGUGUUUGAAAAAAUACUGUACAAAUUCUGCAGAGAUUACGGGCUAUCUUACUUGUCCCUAAGAGCUUGCAUCGGACUCUGGACAGCGUUCCUUUGCAUCCUCCUUGUUGCCACCGAUGCCAGCUCCCUGGUGUGUUACAUCACCCGUUUCACAGAAGAAGCUUUUGCAGCUCUUAUAUGUAUUAUUUUUAUUUAUGAGGCCUUAGAAAAGUUAAUUCAUCUCGGAGAAACAUACCCAUUCAACAUGAAUAUCAAACUUGAGAAACUCACGCAGUAUUCGUGUGUAUGUGUAGAGCCCCCAAAUCCAAGCAAUAAAACCUUACAGUACUGGGACCAGCAAAACAUAUCGGUGUCUAAUGUAUCCUGGGGAUCUCUGGAUGUUCAUGAUUGCAUUGAAAACCGUGGGGAGUUUCUUGGAAGUGCCUGUGGACCACAUGGUCCUUAUGUCCCUGAUGUUCUUUUCUGGUCUAUUGUUCUUUUCUUCUCCACGGUUACCAUGUCAUCCUUCCUGAAAGACUUCAAGACUAGCCGGUAUUUCCCCACCAAGGUUCGCUCUAUCAUUAGUGACUUUGCGGUCUUCAUCACCAUACUUACCAUGGUUUUUGUGGAUUACGGCCUGGGAGUUCAGACUCCAAAGCUUCAGGUCCCCAACGAAUUUAAGCCUACAAGGGAUGACCGGGGAUGGUUAGUUAAUCCUGUUGGCCCCAAUCCAUGGUGGACUACAUUGGUAACUGUCAUUCCAGCUUUGCUGUGUACCAUCCUCAUAUUUAUGGAUCAACAGAUUACAGCUGUCAUUAUAAACAGAAAGGAGCACAAGCUAAAGAAAGGAUGUGGGUACCACCUGGAUUUGUUCAUAGUUGGAGUGAUGCUUGGUGUCUGCUCCAUUAUGGGAUUGCCCUGGUUUGUUGCUGCCACAGUUUUGUCCAUAUCUCAUGUGAACAGCUUGAAACUUGAGUCCGAAUGUUCUGCCCCAGGAGAGCAGCCCAAAUUCCUGGGAAUAAGGGAGCAAAGGUUCACAGGACUCAUGAUCUUUGUGCUGAUGGGAUCUUCUGUUUUCAUGACUUCUGUUCUUAAGUUCAUUCCCAUGCCUGUUCUGUACGGAGUGUUUCUCUACAUGGGGGCAUCAUCUCUAAAAGGCAUUCAGCUCUUUGAUCGAUUAAAACUCUUCGGAAUGCCUGCAAAGCAUCAACCAGACUUUAUCUACCUGCGGCAUGUUCCUUUAAGGAAAGUCCAUUUGUUUACUGUCAUCCAGUUGUCCUGUCUGAUUCUCCUUUGGGUAAUAAAGACGUCAAGAGCAGCAAUUGUCUUUCCAAUGAUGGUUUUGGCCUUAGUGUUUAUUCGAAAACUGAUGGAUUUCAUUUUUACAAAGAGGGAACUAAGCUGGCUGGAUGACUUAAUGCCAGAGAGUAAGAAGAAGAAACUGGAAGAUGCUCAGAAGGAGGAGGAGCAAAGUAUGCUGGCGAUGGAAGAAGAAGGAAUUGUGCAUUUACCUUUGGAAGGAUCCUUCAAGGAUGAUCCUUCCACUGUGAACAUUUCUGAUGAAAUGGCCAAAACCUCUGUCUGGAAGACACUUGCAAUGAAUACAGACAACCCUAAGAACAAAGAUGUGCCAUCUAAAAGCAUUUACACUGGAAGAGACAGAGGAACGAUGAAGAACACUGAUGAAGAGAUGGGCGUGGACAGGGAGACGUGUCUGUGAUCUAAGCCUCUGUAGCGUUGAUGUCCACUCGCACAACCCACCCAAAAACACACAAACACACAUACACACCCAUGAGGUAAAACAAAUGUGCCACCGUGACAUGACGGGUGGGGACAUCCGACCAGCCGUGUGAGUUUUGUUGUGUCCUUUUGUAUGUAUAUUGUGUAAAGCUGUUUAUUCGAAUAUGAUUCCUGGACUACUACUUCUUUAGAGUACAAGCAGUGAGUGCUAAAACAAUUGUUCAGUUCUUGUGUGUGUAAAAUGUAAAAUGAUACCAGCAACUGAAGGGGCACAGCU
This is a messenger RNA of Polypterus senegalus (gray bichir), 4087 nucleotides long. Its product is annotated as sodium-driven chloride bicarbonate exchanger-like. The record is from RefSeq and is a predicted model, not a curated record. Gene Ontology annotation, cellular component: basolateral plasma membrane; plasma membrane. NCBI's taxonomy places the organism in Eukaryota, Metazoa, Chordata, Cladistia, Polypteriformes, Polypteridae. Gene Ontology annotation, biological process: bicarbonate transport; regulation of intracellular pH; monoatomic anion transport. Gene Ontology annotation, molecular function: monoatomic anion transmembrane transporter activity; solute:inorganic anion antiporter activity; sodium:bicarbonate symporter activity.